CUCUUCCAGGGACAUUGUGUGCAGGCACUCAGAAUGGUCCAGCGUUUGACAUACCGACGUAGGCUUUCCUACAAUACUGCCUCUAACAAAACUAGGCUGUCCCGGACCCCUGGUAAUAGAAUUGUUUACCUUUAUAUCAAGAAGGUUGGGAAAGCACCAAAAUCAGCAUGUGGUGUGUGCCCAGGAAGGCUUCGAGGGGUUCGUGCUGUAAGACCUAAAGUUCUUAUGAGAUUGUCCAAAACAAAGAAACAUGUCAGCAGGGCCCAUGGUGGUUCCAUGUGUGCUAAAUGUGUUCGUGACAGGAUCAAGCGUGCUUUUCUUAUCAAGGAGCAGAAAAUCGUUGUGAAAGUGUUGAAGGCGCAAGCACAGAGUCAGAAAGCUAAAUAAAAAAUGAAACUUUGAGUAAUAAAAAUGAAAAAAAAAAAACACA
Cebus imitator (Panamanian white-faced capuchin) is the source of this 430-nucleotide messenger RNA. Its product is annotated as 60S ribosomal protein L34-like. Gene Ontology annotation, biological process: translation. The coding region runs from base 34 to 387 and encodes 117 amino acids. The record is from RefSeq and is a predicted model, not a curated record. NCBI's taxonomy places the organism in Eukaryota, Metazoa, Chordata, Mammalia, Primates, Cebidae. Gene Ontology annotation, molecular function: structural constituent of ribosome. Gene Ontology annotation, cellular component: ribosome. The transcript has a single exon.